UCUCUCUUCUCCGUCCCAGCGCCGCUUGUCCCAAAUCGUUCUACCUGGAUCCUAGUGGUCCCUUUAUGUUAUUUAUAAUACUUCCAUUCAGAGCCCUCGCAUUCUUGGUGGACUCUCAGAACCUCGGUUACACACUGUGCAUUGUUACCCCCCGAGUGGUGUGUGGAUUUAUUUUUUUUUUUUACAGCGACAAUACGCCAAGGUAAAAAAAAAAAUAAUAAUAAUAAUAAAAAUGUGUUUUCACUCGUGGGCCAUUCGAACGGGGUAUGAACUUAUUGAGUGCGAGCCAUGAUGAUGGCCCCAUCGUCAACAGUUCCGUGUUUUUUAUGGGAUGUUCUUGAAGUUUACCUCCACGCAGAUCUACAUUUAUUUUGAUUCGAUUUGGGAACUCUUAUAUACUUUCACUAGAUCUCAAGUUGUAGGCGGGUUCCUGACGUCAACACAGUGCACCUAACGUCAUUUAAAUACAGGCUGAGAAGUAAUACUAUGUAAAGUAUUUUGAUCAUCCGCAAGUCAUUGUAUGAAUAGCUUAAGUAUUUACACACAAGAAAAGUCUCCAACUUAAUCUUGCAUGUACGACACCACAUCAACAACGCAGACUAAAAUGAAUAUAUUUGGUUGGCGCAAGAGCGUUAGCAUCAGUGAACAGGACCCAACGUUCAAAGUGCGAUACCUGGGCAACGUCCAGACAGCAGUGAUGAAAGGCGAAGGGUGUGUGGAUAGAGCCACCAGCAUCAUAUGGAAUAACUAUCUCCGUAGCGAGCACCCGGGCAUCGAGAUGAAGAUCGUUAUCACAGGCUCAGGCAUGAAGGCUUACACUAAGGAGCAGGGGCUCACCGAGUACAGAGCCCAUAGAAUAUCCUAUUGCAUUGCCCACCCUGACUACCCUAAACUCUUUGUCUGGGUGUAUCGCCACGAGGGUAAAAAAAUGAAACUCGAGCUCCGGUGUCACGCUGUCUUGUGUAAGAAUGAAGCCAAGGCCAAAACGAUGGCGCUGCAGCUCCACCAGAAGCUGAGCUUCGCCUUAAAAGAGUUCCAGAGGGAGAAACUGAGGAAACAGACCUCCCGUCUGGUCAUGCAGCGCACCAAGUCUAUGCCUAAAACUGGCAAUGUUCUUCCUCUCAGGACCCAAAUGCUCAGCACAGCCAACAACUUUCGACCGCCAGUCUCCAAAUCAAAUACAGCACCAAAACUUGGUGCUAUCACUGAGGAUGAAGAAGAUGAGUGUGUGGAGGAAGAGGAGGAAGACGAUGAUGUUGUAGCCAUGAUGAGAAAUCAUGUUCUCGAUGGAGUGGAAGACAACAACAACGCAGACAACUGCAGCUUACCUUCCACUCCAGCCAGCGUGGGACCCUCCCCACCUCGCCUGCACCACAAAGGGGCAGAUCAUCAUGGGAUUCUGGCUGCCUUAGACCUGGAAUCCGCUGAAGGCAUGGGUUCAGACUUCUUCAAUUCUGAACCAAUCAUAGACCUGGAAUUGGGCAAUGAUUUAGAAGAACUGAGGCGGGAUGAUGGGGUUCAGUAUUGCAUUCAUGAAGGGGCAGACUCCGAUGAGGAGAGUGCAGAGUCAGGAUUCCAUGAUCAAGAUCAGGAUCUGGCAGAAGUGGAUAAAGACAAAGAGGCUGUGAUUUCUAAAGGGAAAACAAAACUGUCUUCUCUGACCAACGGUUGUAAUGACGAAGUGUGUCCACUUCCAUCUUUUGGUGACUUCUCUUCGUUAACAAAUGAACAUACUGAAAAUACAAGUUUGUGAAUGAAACAAAGAAACAAACUGAAUCAAAUCAAAAUUUUCACAGCAAUAACUUAUUUGACUUUAGACAUUAGUCUCUAUGCAAGUAAAACACAACAAACUUGAUUCAAGUCUUUGAGCAAUGAAUACAGCUUAAUCUUUACAAAACUUCAGAAACGUUGACAUUUUAAUUGAAUAUGUCAGUGAAGUCAGAUUUCUGUUUCUGCAAAUUUCUGUUUAGAAUUUUUUCCCCACAUUAACUUGAAAAUUGUGUUAGCCAUUGGUAUUUACUUGUUAAGGUUUUUCUCUGGUCCAGCAGCCAUGGUCUUAUAUAAUGCAGAAAAGAUUGCUUGAUUUUAGAAUCAUUUGAGCUCAAUAUAAAUUACUUCAAGAUCACACAAAAACUCUUUCAUAAACUUUAUCAUUGGAUCAUUUGAUAGAAUUUGUAAAUAUAAGUUCUAUAAAGUUAAAAAGUCAUACUGAAGCCCACAAAAUGAAAUAAUUUUUUAAAAAUUAAAUUAUAAUGAUGGUUAUAUGGCCAUGUGAUUAUGCGCUUUGGACUGUGGUGAUGAUGGUCUCAGGCUUAUAUCCCACAUAUGGCCAGGACCUAAUAAUCAUCAAAUCUGACGGAACUUUCAAAACUUACAAGUGAAGCCAUAUGACGAUCAGAUAGUUUCUUUUUGAGCCUUAUUUGUUUAGACAAAGUUCAUUUGUACAUUCAUUUUGUUGUUUCACACCCUCUCUUUAUAAAUUACAAAGAUAUAAAUAUGAGCGUACAAGUUGUCAACAUUUUCCUGGUCUUGCAUUUAUGUAUUUCAUGCCAUGAAACCACAGAGUGGGCUAUGUCAGUGGUGUGUCUAUUAAAAAUUUCAAUGAUCACAUUCCAAUGUAAAAAAAAAAUUCUGCCUUUGAUUGCAAGAAUGUGUAAUGAAUGCAGAUAAUUCAUUGUUCCUUGCAGUGAAACAUUUUUACCUUCCAACUUUUUGUUUUCUCAAAAUGGCAAAUGCUACAAUAUUUAUAUUCAUGGACUAUAUGCAAUAAAUGGAUUUGUGAACAAGUUCUUUUGCUGCUGUGCUGAUGUGACAUUUAUAUAGGGUACACUAUUUAUAGUUCUAUAUUCAUUUUGUUUACAAUUACAUUAUACUCUGUUGGAUGUAAAUAGAAUCUUAAUGUGGAUAAGAUCUGUAUUCAGUGUUAUUGUUAUUGUUGUAUAGAUGUACUACAAUGUUUCAUCCCUUACAAAAGAGGGUCAUUUUUCUUGAAAGUAUCUGUCCAUGUAGCAGGUUCUUUCAAUUCUUGUUUUCCCCAUACGCUGGAUCACACCUUGAUCACAACUUAGCUUGCAUUUUUUUUUUUCAACCUUAAAAAAAAGUUUGCUCGAAUUUCUACAAUUUUUUUUUUAUUAACACAAAAAGCCUAUAUUAUUAUCAAUUGUUCUCCAGCUUUAAAAAAAAUAAAAUUUAAUAUUCAUGUGUUUGUAAUUAUAAUGAUUUUCAUAGAAAAUUUCUGAAUGUAAUAAUAAAAAUAAUAAUUUUGUUUGCGAAUAUCAAACCUAGAUUGUUACAUACAUUUAUCAAAAUAAUUUAGGAAACUAAACUGAGCACAACUUAUUUUUAUCAAGCCAAAACUAUGAAGCUUUAAAAAACUCAGAAAUACUCAAAAGUAUGCUAAUGUAAGCAGAUAUUUAUUUCUACACAUUUGGGCUUACAUUAAAUGUUAUUCAAAAUAUUGUUGGAACAUUUUGUGUUUUUCUGGGUGUUUAACAAGACAAGAGUUAAUGUAAUCUAGAUGACAGACUACUAUGUAAAGUUACUCUGUUAUGUUACUUUAUUACGUUACUCUGUUAUGUUUCUCUGUUAUAUCAUUAAUAUUUUGUUGUUUUCAUGUAGACAAUUAUUUGUAAAAAAAAAAGAAAAAGACUGUCUUGAACCUCGCAGUGCUUUCAUUCUGUUGAUCUUGUCAUCUCACCAACUACCACACAUGCUUUCUGUUCAGCACACACAAACACGGGCAAGCUCUUGUUGACUAUGUUACCUCUACUAUACUCUGAGUGACAGCUCUAUAUUUAGCGACAUCAUAUAAUGCUGUGAACUGUUAUUCCCCAUUUAUAAUACCAUUUGUCUCAAGAGAAUGUUUCCUGUUAGCUCUAGCAGGGUUUCCAAUUUUUUUUUGUAUUUAUGAAGAGUAAAAAAAUUGGUUAAACUAGCAAGUUGAUUGUUUUGUAAUUAAUAUUUACAGAAUGAAAUGAACAUUAAUAUUAUGACAAACAUGAGCAAACAAUAAUAAAUAAGAUAUAUCAUUGGGGAUCUGUUAAAGGAAUAUGAUCAAUUAUACCUAGUGACUAAUAGUAUUUAUAUAAAAUUUUGUCAGCAAAAUUAAUCUUUUAUGUGAAAUAACUGACAUGCCAGCCAUUGUUUUCUUCCCCUAGAACCUGUUUUUUUUCUUUUUUUAUUUGAACAUUACUAUGACAACUAUCAAUCCAAUUUUUUAGUUUUCUGAAAACUGGCUUUUGAUAAAUUUUUUCCCUAACAAUCUGCACAAACUAUUUUACAAUUGGCUAAGAACUAAGUUUUUUUAUGUCUAGAAUUCUGGGUUGUUGUAGAAUAAGGGCCUAUUGCUUUGUAGAGAUAUGCAUUUAAGUCAUUGAAUGUCGCUCAAAAUACGUUUCCUUACAUCAUUGUAGAUUAUAACACUUUUACUGUCAGAACAUUGCAGAUUAUACUUCAUUUUUGUUAUAAGUUGUAGAUCUAUAACUGAAUGCAAUACAUAUAUUUGUGUACACUCCAUUCAAUUAGUUAUUAAAGUAGUAUUUUGUAAUUAGUUUGUAGACAUUGUAAGUGUACAGAACAUUCCUAAACAUGUUAAUGUCGAGAAUCUCUUCAGUAUAUGUUCUGCCUUACUUAUCAGUUUCACAUUUUCAAAACUGUUUUCUAGCUGGUACAAAAAUAUUGUUUUUUGUUUCGAGGUUACAUAAAAUAUAAAACCCUAGCCUCAAUGAGAAUGAAAUGUUUUCUGUAUCAAAAAGUCACAACCUAUGUUUGAUUGUGAAUUUUAUUAGCAAUACAUUUUAGCAUGUUGUCUGUUCACUACUUUAAAAAAAAAAGAGCUUUUGUUAAAAAAACAACAUUUUUCUGAUUUCUUAUUAAAAAUAAUAUUUAUGUUUUAUAGUUAACAUUGGAAAAUGAGUGUGAGAAUUCAAAUUUUCUAAAUAUUUGUUUCGAGGUAAAGUUCAUGAGACUUUUUCAAGUUUACAAAAUUUAUAUUCCCUCAGCUAUAAAUUGAACAAAUUUAGAAACAGUUUCCUCAAAAUGUAAAUGUACUUCCAUAAGAUGUCAGUUGUAUGACAGAAAAAUGGAACAUAAAAAGGCGUUGAGUCAUAUGAUUAAUGUCUCCUGGUGAGAGCACAGGCAUGCACAUGAUUCCAUUUUUAUAGAGCAGAUUAAAGCCAGACUUGUGUUUGACAUGCAUAGCCUGACAGAAGAAGUAGGGUACAUCCAAUGGACAACUUGAAUUCAAAUCAAAACAUUCCAGUUCUCAUAUUUAUUGAUAUGUUUCUGACACUGUGAAUCACACUUGACUGUGCAUUAUGUCACACUUCACUAGUUUUGUGUUAAAGAUUUAUUUUUCUUUUCAUUAUUUUUUUUGUUGUUGUCUCCUGAUAAAAAAAAAAAAAUCUCAAAUAUAUUUCAGACUGCUUCCUU
Biomphalaria glabrata is the source of this 5430-nucleotide messenger RNA. Its product is annotated as protein FAM43A-like. The record is from RefSeq and is a predicted model, not a curated record. The transcript is spliced from 2 exons. NCBI's taxonomy places the organism in Eukaryota, Metazoa, Mollusca, Gastropoda, Planorbidae. Bases 572 to 1753 code for a protein of 393 amino acids.